Rhineura floridana is the source of this 1083-nucleotide messenger RNA. RefSeq names its product ficolin 3 (gene FCN3). NCBI's taxonomy places the organism in Eukaryota, Metazoa, Chordata, Lepidosauria, Squamata, Rhineuridae. The record is from RefSeq and is a predicted model, not a curated record.
GAGUCAGUUGCAAAGAGGAACAAAGAAGAGAUGCAUUUGGACCUACUUUGCAGGGUUUUUGCAGCUUUGCUCUGUUUUCCUACCUGGAUAGAGGCAACUGAUAAGCCCCACACAUGCCCAGAGGUGAAGAUUGUGGGUCUUUCUGGUGAUGAGAAGCUUGCCAUCUUGCAGGGAUGCCCUGGCUUUUCUGGAGCUGCAGGGACUCCUGGAGAAAAAGGGGCACCUGGUCUGCCUGGCCUAAAAGGAGACACAGGAUCACCUGGGAAACAAGGGCCGAAAGGGGAACCAGGUGAUCCAAGUGAUCUUCCAUCUCUCUGUCAAAAUGGGCUGAGGAACUGCAAGGAGCUGUUGAGCAAGGGGGAAUUCCUGAGUGGCUGGUACACCAUCUACCUGCCAGACUGCCAGCCACUGAGGGUCUUCUGUGACAUGGAUACUGACGGAGGGGGCUGGCUGGUGUUUCAGAGACGAUUGGAUGGGUCUGUCGAUUUCUACCGCACCUGGAAUGACUACAAGAAAGGCUUUGGGAACCAGCUAGAAUUCUGGCUGGGCAAUGAGAACAUUCAUCAUCUCACACGAGAGGGGGAGCACCAGCUCCGUGUGGACUUGGUGGACUUUGAUGACAGCAAAACUUUUGCUCAUUAUCAGUCCUUCCAGCUCAGGGGAGAAGAGGAGAAGUACCAGCUUGUCUUGGGGCCAUUCCUGGCUGGCUCUGCAGGUGACUCCAUGACCGCCCACAGUGGGCACCCUUUUUCCACCUAUGACAGUGACAAUGACAGUGGGACUCGGAACUGUGCUGUCAUUGUGUAUGGAGCUUGGUGGUAUUUAGACUGCUAUCUCUCCAACCUGAACGGAGGCUACCCCAUUGGCGAUCGGAAAAGGCAGAACUAUGGCAUUGACUGGGAAAGUGGCAAGGGAGUUGGCACCUCCUACAAGCGCACAGAGAUGAAGAUACGCUAAGCAGAUCCCACUGGGGGCCUAGAAGGCAAACAAAAGAAAUGAAUAAAACAAAAUCAAGCAGCUAUGUGUGUAUUUUCAUUGUGCGUAAGGGAUUGUCCUUCUUCCAAAAUCCUUUCAAGCAAUUAA